Messenger RNA from Microbotryum saponariae, 623 nucleotides. Lineage: Eukaryota; Fungi; Basidiomycota; Microbotryomycetes; Microbotryales; Microbotryaceae. The record is from the annotation of a GenBank genome assembly.
AUGGGUUUACAGGUCAGAUUAUAAGAUAAGAGAGAGCCGGAAAUGAGCGAUUGAUCAGGAAUUGGCCUCUCUCCGAAAUGCCCCGAAACAGCCGAGAAGCGAGCACAGGAGAGCAAAGGCGGCGGUUGACAAUUUUACGAACAAGUACGACCCAAGUGAUAUCUUCAACAUGGACGAAACCGGUCUCUUCUACGCUAUGCGUCCGUCUACGGGCCUUGCUCGGAACGGUCGAAAUGGUGUCAAGAUGAAUAAGACUCGCAUCAUUGCGAGACAUGAGGCGUGGAACGACAUCCGCCCCGAGACGAUUGCCAACUGCUGGCGCCACACUCAAAUCUUGUCUGAUCGCAAGAACAAAGGAUCGACCGACCAUACACCUCUUCCCAACGGUCGCGGGCCUCUCAAUGGCGAUCGCGGCAUCAUCAACGUGAUGAACGCUCUGAAGACGGCGAACGAUGAGCUGGUCGAAAAGGGCAUAGUUACGAGCAACGAGAAGAAAGCCCGGGAUCUCGAGCUUCGCAGCAAGGGCCGAAAAGUGCAACUCUGGCUCGAUAACUUCUCGGGACACACGAGGGAUGUUGACUCCAUCACCAACAUCGAAGUUCAUUACUUUGCGCCCAAUAUGA